Molecule: messenger RNA, 1648 nt
Organism: Melanotaenia boesemani (Boeseman's rainbowfish)
Lineage: Eukaryota; Metazoa; Chordata; Actinopteri; Atheriniformes; Melanotaeniidae
Product: disks large homolog 1
Exons: 7
Coding region: 206-976 (256 amino acids)
Molecular function (GO): protein binding
Source: RefSeq, a predicted model, not a curated record
UGGUCAUUGCUCCAACCUAGAGAAGAGCACAGAGGAAAUUAAACCACCUAAGGAGGCUGGUGCAGGCCAGCUGUCUGAGAGUGGAACAGCACCAAGUCGAUUUCACCAUCAAAAAAGUGAAACCCAAGAAGGCAGGAAAUUUCCACAUCUCAGAACUCCUAAUGAGAAAUCUGAUCUCCAUGGAGACCCUGUCUGCAAUGUAAAGAUGCCAUUGGUCACAGGGUCUCUUACGUCUUCAGUUGUGCCCGAGAAGGAAUCGCUCAUUUCCCAAGUGCCAUUAAAAUUACAGAUCAAAGUAUCUGGCCAGAGAGGCAGUUUGGGAAUAAGCAUUGCGGGUGGAAAGGGUUCCCUGCCUUAUAAAGACCACGAUGAGGGUAUUUUUAUUUCCCGAGUAGCUAAAGGGGGGCCGUCAGAAAAGGCUGGAAUCCAUGUUGGAGAUAGAUUGCUGGAGGUCAACGGGCUCAGCAUGCAGGGGGCGACCCACCACGAGGCGGUCGGUGCCCUCAGGAAUGCUGGGAGCUGCAUCAAAAUGAAAGUGGUAAGAGAAAGGGUGCUACCUCGUGAGGUGUGUGACCCAGACGUGCCUCAGGAUUUUCCAGACUCAACGGGCCGACAGCUGUCCCGACAAGACGGUGCAGGCUUGAGAAGCAAACAGUCACAGCUGGAGAGUGUGGAAGACUAUUUGUCCAGGAAGAUUGAGGCAGUUGUCUGCAAUGGCAACAGCUUUUCUGAUUUGAAGAGAAAUCUGCAUAGGGCCAUGUCGGAACUGGAGGCAGAGGUUUCAAAUAAGGGUUCACUUCAAAGAGAGAAACAUACGAUGGCAAUACCCCGGAUCAUCCUCACCCACCCUUCUACCUCAGAUGAAGAUGUGGAGCUCUUGACACAAAUUCCCAGGAGAGAGCUGCAACGUGACGUAGAUGAUCCUGACAGUUUUCUGCACUCUGACUGCUGCGACAGUGCUUUUUACCCACCCUGACCUCAGCUCGGAGCUUCAUACAUGAAGGGCAGAGACUGUUAAAAGUAUCCCACAGCAGUGUUUGAAACAGAAGCAUUUUAAAAGAUGUAACUCUGGUGGGUUAGUGGAAACAAUUUGUCAGAAUGUACUUUUUUGUACUGUUACUGUAAAGUUUUUUGUCUGUAAAAUACUACUGCUGCUAAUAGUUUUUAUUUACAUUAAAGUAAUUUGCAAGCAGAAUGAAUUUAAAAGCUUUUUUCAAUUACAGUAGAAAAACAGUUUUUACUGUCAAACUUUACUGAACAAAGACUAAAAACGUCCAGUGAAAUAUCUCAUUAUAGCUACUGGUUGGCUGCCUAACUCUGAUUCACUCCACUGUGUAUAUGCUAUGAAUGGCUGGUAUAUAAGUGUCUCUACCCGUGACAGCGUGAAACUCGUAGGCCUUCUGUACCAAGAUAAAUGCCACAUGGCUGAAUAGAUUGCACAGCAGGUAGUCUGAAUCCUGCUGAGUGCUAAGACAGGUUGAACAUGGCUUUGCACUUGAGGCUCAUAAGAAAAUAAACUGUGCAAGAUUAUUUUCUAAAAAGGGCAAAUCAAACAAAACUGCAGGAGGAAUCUUUAAUUUAGCUUCUGAAUGUAUGAAUGUAGAAACUGUAUAUGCAUGGCAUUUUCUGUAUGAUGUGACAGCUUUGA